AUGUACCCCUUCCUCAUCCCCCUCGUCGUCCUCUUCUCCCUCUCGCUCCCGCCCUUCCUCUACCCCGUCCUCAAGUCCAUUGGAGUCUACUCAGAACUCUGGCUCAAUCUCGCCGUGCUCGUCCCCGCCUCCUUCAUCUCGGCCUUCCUCAUUACGGUCAAGGACUCCCGCACCAGCAUCCCCAUCGCCUUAUCCCUCGUGCUCGAUGACAUCAUCGACUUCCCCGUCGCCGCCUGGUCCUCCGUUUACGAUGCAGCCAUCACUGGGCAGUCCUUCCUCUCAAACGCCUCCAUUUCCGCCUCGUCCCUUCUUCUCAAUACUGCCGUUUCCAUUCGGUCGUCCCUUCUCAACAUCAGCCUCUCUGUCUGGUCCUUGCUCCUCACCGCUCAGUCCCCCCUCCGCAAGCUCAUCGCCGACGUCAACCAUCUCUUCUCCUUCGUCGUGGUCGACGUCCAUGCCAGUCACUUCGACUCGGACCUUAGUGUCGACUUGCCCUCCCCCUCUCACGCUGACGUCAACACCGACACCGACGUCGACGCCAACACGAGCACGGGUUCCGACACCGACACAAUCGUUGACACCGACCUCGAUACCGACACCACAGUCAAGCCCCUCUCACAGGUCCUCGAGCUCGAGGCAGAGGUCGAGCGGCUGCGCACCGAGCUCGCUGAGAAGACACGGUGUAUCGAGGACCUCGAGGACGAGGUGGAGCUGGUCGCGAGCGAGAAGAACUACCUCAACGGGGUCAUCGAAGCGCGGUGUGCGGAGUUCGUCCAUCUCAACGGGGUCAUCGACAAGCGCAACCGCGAGAUCAAGACCCUCAAGGCUGCCGUCGCGCAGGCCCACGAGAAGUGCAAGGACCUCGAGAUUGAGAUUGAGAUUCUCGAGGAGGGCGCGUCGCAGCGGGACGAAGAAGUCGCUCAGCUCGCCAGUAUCAUUGAACAGCACGCUGAGACGGAUGAGAAGCUGGAAGCUGCUGAAAGGGAGGCCAUCAAAUACGCCAGCGAGGUUGAGGAAAAGCUUAGACUUGCUGAGGAAGAGCUUGACUACACCCGCAACCAGAACAAGCAGCUCAUUGCGUGGAACUCUACCGUCGAGACACGCAACGAGGAUCAACACGGUGUCAUCGCUGCUCUCAUUGCCAUUCGCGGCCAGGAGGACUCCUUCAAGUGGAUCGCCCAGGCUGUGGAGUCCGAGGCGCUCAAGGCGGAGCACAAUCGCGAGCACCGCAACCUCCGUACUCGCGUCUCGGACCUCACAUCUAUGAACGCCCAACUCAUGUCCCGCCAGCGCACUCUCGUCCGCCAGCUGCCCCUCUCCACAACCCUUGGCAAGCGCCGCACCAACCCGACCUUCGAGGGUGGGCCCGUCGGACUCGCUCCUUUCAAGAGUGCACGCUGGGACCCGGAGGCCUGCAACUCCAAUUCCAGUCUCUGUGAGCUGGCGUCGCUCCCGCGCGACUGCAACGAGGACGACAUGGAGCCUCUCGACGAGUCCUCUGACUCCCUCUCUUCCUCUCCCACCUGCGGCUCCUUGACUCCUUCGCUGAGCUCUCUCGAGGAUGACAUUGCUCAAGAGCCUGCGACGACCGAGUAUGAGUCCUCUGGAGACCUUUCGGCGUCGGCAGCACACCUCUCCGCGCCGGCGUCAUGCUUCUCGGCGCCAGCCUCAUGUCUUUCUGUAUCGGCUUCUCACCUCUCUGCAUCGGUGUCGGUCUUCCACUUCCCAGCGUCGGUCUCUCAGGUCUCCUCGCACAUAUCCGACUUCGGUUCCCUCAUCCGGCGUUUGACACAUCGGUCAAUGUCCCGCGGGAGUCACGUGACAUGGUUGAGCGUGACAGAACAAUGGUCGGGCCGCAUCCAGCGCCAAACGGCCUUGUUCUGUUCCUCCACCACGAGCCACUGCACGAUCCCGACCACCCUCUCCUGCACCGAAGUGCGAAGUAUCUUUAUCGCCUAUUACAUGCCUGGUCUUUCGCCGACGCGGCGUACGAAUCAGCCUGUUGCGUCUGGCUCGAAGUUGCCUGAGCCACCCACCGUGACGCUCCCCAAAACCGACAACGAGAAGGGAAAGUUAGUCCAACGCAAUGAAGAAGAACAUAAGAAUGUGAAUGGGGCCUCGAAGGCUCGCAAGAAAGGCGGAAGUAUUCCCAAUGGCUCAUCCGCCUUGACUCAUGCCGCAAACGGAUCCGUUCCCGCUGGAAAUGAACAAGACAUUGACGCCACUGACGCCGACGAAGAAGACGAGGACGGGGAGGUAGAGGAAGAAGAAGAGGAGUACGAAGCCGACCGGUGGUUCACCGACCGCUCUGGGCUGCAGUUCCGGUACCCGCCCCAGGACGCGUCGGACGAACGAUGGCUGGAGACGAUGGCGGCCGCGGUGGUGGAGGGCGCGGAGGACUUCGACCGGCACGCGGCCGAGGUGCGCGCCCAGCUGGCGCAGCGCCUGCUCGAGGCGACGCUGCUCGAGGUCGAGGUGGACGAGGCGACGGAGGAGUACUGCGAGAUGCUCGUGGAGCUGAGCGACUCUGUGGGGGAGGACGCGGCGUACGAGAUCGUGAAGGCGGCGAGGAACGUCGCGGUCCCGCGAUACGACGACGUGGAUAGCGAGGUGGCGUUUGCGCGGCCGCGGAUCGAGAUCGAGCAGGCGACGGAGGACGGGAGCGGGGACAAAGACGAAGACAUGGUGGAUCAGUCUGUGGAGACUACCGGGAUUUCGAGCGAGGGCCCGCCCACGUCGCCCACCUCCCACGUCGUUGCCCACCGUGCGCAGAAGCGGCCACGCCCCAUCGAAGACGACCACGACCACGACAAUGCCGACGACCGCGACCCGAUCCUCGAGCUCUUCGACCAGGCGAAACGCCGCCGCCGCGCCGGCGUGGCCUCUAGCCCCGGCCCCGCGAAACAGCACCGCCGGUCCCACCCCCGCUCCCCGCUCCCGAUCCGCACCGACUCCCCGCUCCCGCCGUCGUCCCCGCCGCCGUCGAGCCCGGACAAGCCCGCGGGGCCCCGCAGCGUGCCGCAGCGGUUCGGGCAGUUCCUCGUCCCGCCGGCGGCCGAGGGCCAGCGCCGCUCGCGCCGGAGCCGGCCACCUUUCCGUCUCUCGCAGAUCUACCCCUCCGAGAGCAGCGAUGGGGAGGGCGAGGGCGAGGGCGAAGCAGAUGUGGAAGAGCAAGAGAAGGUCUUCGAGCGUCCGCCAAACCCGGAGCCCCCGAGCCCCACCGACACGGAGCCGGCGGGGGACGAGGAGCUCGACACGGCGGGCAGCCGGUCGACGACGAAGGGCGAGGGGUCGGCUUCGACCGCCGCGACGUCGGUCGACGGGGCCUCGAUGAAGGCGGGCACCGCCCCGUACGGCUCUGAGAGUGCGGACGGCGCGACCCUGCCCGCGCACGGCGAGACGGUGAGCGAGGCGCUGCGCCGGUUCGACGAGCAGCGGGUGCCGUCGCCGAACGACAGCGCCGUGUUCUGGCCGAUGAAGUGGUCUCCAGACGCGGCGGGGCCUCCGUCGCAGGCGGCGGUGGGGAGGAAGGGGUGGGACCCAACGUUUGGAGAGACUGCGACGGCGGAGAUACCGCGGAUUCGCGUACACGCAUGGCGCGACCGGCCAGUGGCGGAUCGCGGGACGGACGGGGCGAAUCCGUUGUGGUAG
Messenger RNA from Epithele typhae, 3651 nucleotides. RefSeq lists its product as uncharacterized. Lineage: Eukaryota; Fungi; Basidiomycota; Agaricomycetes; Polyporales; Epitheliaceae. The coding region runs from base 1 to 3651 and encodes 1216 amino acids. The transcript has 7 exons. The record is from RefSeq and is a predicted model, not a curated record.